AUGUCAAAAUACCGAAGCACUCCCCUCUACGGCGGAGCCAUCACCUGCGACUUGCCCAAACACUUUGCAGAUGUCAGCAAACUGAGACAAGUCCCCGACAACCAAGAAGUAUGGAUCGACAAGGACGGCUUCACCAGCAUCAUCUUCGAGAUCACAGAGCGCGUUGGAGGCCCCGGAUCCGGCCCCGAGAUUGACGGCCGCGCCAUGACCACACAUCUGGAAGACAUGGUCGGCUCCGACAUCAACACGGUCAAGAUCUGGAACACAGCCGAGACUGAAUUCUCGCGCAUGCAAGAGUUGAAACACCCCGCAUACACUCUCAUCGCAACGCAGACCCCCAACGCCGGCCACUCCAGCGACCAAAACUCAGCUCCAGACUUCACGGCCCUCACCAUGACUCUGCUGCGCCUUGAAGAGCAAGACACGGACAUUCUUAUUACCAUCAACGUGCCUCACAUCAGAGGAGAGUACGACGCCGAGGAGGUUGAUCUGGAGCUGGGCAAGCAGGGCAAGCUUAUCGGAGACGCUGUUGAGAUUGCGGCCCGCAUCUGGGAAACUUUUGUCAUCAAGGACUGGGGGCUUUUUGGCGAGUCCAAGAACCAUUAA
Trichoderma aggressivum f. europaeum is the source of this 606-nucleotide messenger RNA. RefSeq lists its product as uncharacterized. Lineage: Eukaryota; Fungi; Ascomycota; Sordariomycetes; Hypocreales; Hypocreaceae. Bases 1 to 606 code for a protein of 201 amino acids. Gene Ontology annotation, biological process: protein import into nucleus. The record is from RefSeq and is a predicted model, not a curated record. Gene Ontology annotation, molecular function: guanyl-nucleotide exchange factor activity; small GTPase binding. Gene Ontology annotation, cellular component: nucleus. The transcript has 3 exons.